CGCCAAGGGAGAUGAUAUUUGGAGACUUGGAGUCCAUUAACGCUGUGGCCCUUGAGUUCGGCAAAGACAAAAGACAAAAAUAACAAUUCCCUCCCGAGUUGGUGAACUUCAACAAACGGCACAUAGAUCAACAAUGGAAAUAGAAGCUUCAGAUGGCUCAAAAAUCCUACUUAAACCAAAUUCAACUACUAUUUUCGGCAGAGGAAAUGGGUUUUCUUCAAAUGACUUAUCAGUUUCUCGCCGUCACAUUUCUUUCGAAUUCAUUCCCUCUUCCGACCCUGAAACUACCCCCACUGUUUCGUUUGAAGUCCUGGGAAAAAAUCCUGUUUGGGUUUGCUUAAAACAGCAGGAAAAUGGGGAAAAUAUCAAAUCUUUCAAGAGACUUCAACGGGGUAAACUGGGUUUUGAUGAUAUGUUCUGCGUUUCUGCUAAGACCCCAAUUUGGUAUACUCUUAAUAAAUCUGAAGAAGUUGAUGAGGAAAUAGAUAGAAAAAGUGAGGAACCUGAAGAAAGAAUCAAUUCUGAAUUGAGUCAAAGUUUGGAAACUGCUUCUGGGUUUGAAGGUAUUCAGGAUUUUGCCCUGGAAAAUGUUGAUGUUUCUGGUAUUGACCCAGUUCAAGAAUUCGGCUUUCUAGUGAUUGGACACGAGUUUGAUCAAUAUCCAAAGCAAAUGAUUCGUGAUAUCAAGAAAUGGGAUUGGUUUCUCGAGGAUCCUAGGGAAGAUACAGACGAUGAGGACCCUAAGAAGAAAGGUUCAACGAGUAGUAGGAAAAGGAAGAAAACUAGUAGAGGAAAUGAUGACGCAGACGAAGAGUGGACUGCUGAAAGUGAAGGCGAGGAACUAACCACAACACCGAAGAAAGCUCAAAGACCAAAAUAUCAUACUCGAUCAAAAGAACACGGUGUACAGAAAAAAGGUAGAAUAAAUAAAAAAUCUUCUGCCGAAACAAGCAGAAGGGAAGAAGAGGAGGAAGAAUCUGAAGAUGAAGAGGAUGAGACCUUGGGAGGAUUUAUUGUUGAUGACGAUACUGCUGCCGAAGAUGAAGUAAACGAAAUAGACGAGGAUGAAGAGGAAGAAUUUAUCGAAGACGAUGAACUUGAGGAUUAAAUUUUAGUGUGGACUAAAAGUUAAUUCUAAUCAGAUGUUCAACAUCUUUUCUGCACAUUGUAUAUAUUCUUCUAUAUAACUUCUCUAAGACUUCAACAUCUUUUCUGCA
Molecule: messenger RNA, 1217 nt
Organism: Amaranthus tricolor (Joseph's coat)
Lineage: Eukaryota; Viridiplantae; Streptophyta; Magnoliopsida; Caryophyllales; Amaranthaceae
Product: transcription initiation factor TFIID subunit 7
Exons: 2
Coding region: 134-1108 (324 amino acids)
Molecular function (GO): protein binding
Source: RefSeq, a predicted model, not a curated record